Molecule: messenger RNA, 987 nt
Organism: Clonostachys rhizophaga
Lineage: Eukaryota; Fungi; Ascomycota; Sordariomycetes; Hypocreales; Bionectriaceae
Source: the annotation of a GenBank genome assembly
AUGGCAAGCCUUCGCAAAGCGUGCCGCAACUGCACCGUUGCCAAACGUAAGUGCACUGUCGAAGUCCCGCAAUGUGCCCGCUGUGCCAAGAAGGGACUUCACUGUUUGUACGAUCUGGCCCCAUUCAACACCGUUGCAUAUAAGCCUGAAGCACACAAACUCUCCUAUAACCUCCCCGGUGACACUAAAUCCGGUCACUGCGUCAUGAAGACGUUUGAUCCUUCCUUUUCGAGUGUCCCAGGAACCUGCAAGCUUGAGCAGUCAAAUAUUUUAGAGAUGGUGCGUCUGGGCUUGCUAUCUGUCCAAGAUCUUAUCAAGAAACGCAAGCCAGCCAUCUUCAUACAUCCAGGGCUGCAGGUGCAGGAUGGCUACAACCACUAUUUAACCCUCAUUGACGGCCAAAGAGGUGGCGUAACACACCCAUACUUUGACCACCUGCUCAAAGUCGACAUUGAAGCGGUUCCAAUACCAGAGGCUCUCACGGCAGUUCAGGCUCUUAUCAUCCAUUUGUCAAUAUCUUUGUUUGUAUCAGAUGCAGUGGAACAGGCAAUUGCUGAAGGCUAUAUUGACAGGCUCUGUUGCUGGAGUCAAGCCUUAUUAAUAUCUGCCCAACCUAAGCUACCUCCACUUCUAUCUCCAUGGCAGACAUGGCUUUUUGGCGAAAGCGUCCGACGUACCAUCAUCAUGUCACACAUCCUGCGUCUCGCGUACUAUAGUUUGAAACACGAGUUAUGCUCGAAUUGUCUUUUCUUUGAAUCCCUCCCGUUUGACAAACGCUUGGGUUUAUGGAUGGCAGAGUCACCGCAGGCAUGGAUUGCAGCUGCACAAGUUCGGCUUGGUAAGGAUGUUGGGGUACAGCUAAGCUCGCUUCAUGAGUUUUCACGAGAUCUUGAUGGGACCAACCCGGAGCUCUGUGGAGAUAUGUUCCUGACUCUGGUUGCUAUUGGUCAUAAUGGGGGGGAUGUGAUUUCAACCUAUGGGAACUAA